AUGAAGACCAACCCUGCGGGCUCCUCCCUAGAAACCUGCCGAGCUGCAGGCCAGGGCGAGAAGGGCUGCCCUGUCUGCCAGGCCUGUGGAGGGGCCUCAGGCCUGGGGUCUGCUUCAGGGUCAGGGUCAGGCCUUGGGCCAGGGCCUGGGGCUGUUCUAGGGUCUGGGCUUGGGCCUGGGGCUAUUCCAGGACCGGGACCUGGUCCUGGCGCUGUUCCAGAUUCUGGCCCAGGACCUAGUGCUGUUUCUGUGACUGGGCUAGUACCUGGUGCUUCUUCAGGGCCUGCUGCUACUCAGGGACCCGCGCUAGGAGCAGGACCAUUACCUGGACCAGGAGCUGGGUCUGGACCCAGGCCAGGAACUGAGUCAGUACCUGGGUUAGUACCCCAGCGAGGAGCUGGGUCCAUACCUCAGCCAGGAGCUGGGAUAUUACCUCAGCCAGGAGCCGGGUCAGUACCUCAGCUAGGAAACGAGUCAGUACCUAGUCCAGGAGCUGCACUGUUACCUGGGCUGGGCCCAGGGCCUGAGACCAGACGAGGCUCUGGGGCUGGUUCUCACCCGUCAUUCACUGACAGUGAAUCAGUGACGCCCCCAGAACCAGCGCUACAGCAGAAGACACAGGCCAAACCCACACAGGCCCCCCGACAGAAGGUUCUGGUGACCGGAGGAGGAGGCUACCUGGGCUUCAGCCUGGGUUCCAGCCUGGCCAAGAGAGGCAUUUCUGUCAUCUUGCUGGACCUCCGCAGACCCCAGUGGCCACUACCCUCAGGAACGGAGUUUAUCCAGGCUGAUGUCCGAGAUGAAGAAGCCCUGUACCAAGCCUUCCAGGGGGUGGACUGUGUCUUUCACGUGGCCUCCUACGGCAUGUCUGGGGCUGAGAAGCUACAGAAACAGCAGAUUGAGUCCAUAAAUGUCGGAGGCACCAGACUAGUGAUUAAUGUCUGCGUCCGUCGGCGGGUUCCAAGGCUCGUGUACACCAGCACAGUCAACGUGACAUUUGGUGGAAAGCCCAUAGAGCAAGGCGAUGAGGACUCUGUCCCAUACUUCCCCCUGGACAAGCACAUGGACCACUACUCUCGGACCAAAGCCAUUGCUGACCAGUUGACUCUCAUGGCCAAUGGGACACCUCUCCUAGGAGGAGGCACCCUCCGCACCUGUGUGCUCCGUCCCCCAGGGAUCUAUGGCCCUGAAGAACAGAGACACCUGCCCCGGGUGGCGAGCCACAUCAAGAAGAGACUGUUCAUGUUCCGGUUUGGGGAUCGCAGGACGCGCAUGAACUGGGUCCAUGUGCAGAAUCUGGUGCAGGCACACAUGCUGGCGGCUGAGGCUCUCACCAUGGCUAAGGGUUACGUGGCUAGUGGGCAGGCGUACUACAUCAAUGAUGGAGACAGCGUCAACCUCUUUGAGUGGAUGGCCCCACUGUUUGAGAAGCUGGGGUAUAGUCAGCCCUGGAUCUGGGUACCAACUUCCUGUGUUUAUCUGACAGCUGUACUGAUGGAGUACCUGCACCUGGCACUGAGGCCCAUCUGCACCGUCCCCCCACUACUCACCCGCAGUGAGGUGCUCAGCGUGGCCGUGACGCACACCUUCCAGAUUGCCAAGGCCCGCGCUCAGCUUGGCUACGCGCCGGACAAGUUCAGCUUCGCCGACGCAGUGGAGCGAUAUGUGCAGACCACGACCCAGCAGCCCCGUGGCUUCACCACGCUGACGCUCCUGCGGCUCCUGCUCCUGCUUCUGGGGCUGCUCGGCCUGCUGGGCCUGACCCUGCACUUCCUAGGGCUGCAGCCUUUGCAGACCGCAGUGCAACGCCUGUGAUCCCGCCUCCGAUCCCCGGCCACGCCCACGUAUGGCUCUCUGAGCUUGUACCUGGCUUUGACCUCCUGAGUUAGGCUCGCCCCUGAGUCCUGGCCACGCCCCCAUUCCUGGCCACGCCCCGGCUCCACCCUCUAGCCUUGUAUUAGUCCUCGUGUUUGGGCUCACUUUCUCUGCUCCGCCCCCCGAGUCUCAGCCACAUUUCCCUACC
Peromyscus maniculatus bairdii (prairie deer mouse) is the source of this 2023-nucleotide messenger RNA. It is a transcript of the gene Sdr42e2, whose product is annotated as short chain dehydrogenase/reductase family 42E, member 2. Gene Ontology annotation, molecular function: oxidoreductase activity, acting on the CH-OH group of donors, NAD or NADP as acceptor. The record is from RefSeq and is a predicted model, not a curated record. NCBI's taxonomy places the organism in Eukaryota, Metazoa, Chordata, Mammalia, Rodentia, Cricetidae. Gene Ontology annotation, biological process: steroid biosynthetic process.